This is a messenger RNA of Trichophyton rubrum CBS 118892, 198 nucleotides long. RefSeq names its product cytochrome c oxidase subunit VIIa. Gene Ontology annotation, biological process: mitochondrial electron transport, cytochrome c to oxygen. NCBI's taxonomy places the organism in Eukaryota, Fungi, Ascomycota, Eurotiomycetes, Onygenales, Arthrodermataceae. The record is from RefSeq and is a predicted model, not a curated record. The transcript is spliced from 4 exons. Bases 1 to 198 code for a protein of 65 amino acids.
AUGGCUGGCGUUACGGCUAUGAAGCCCGUUACUGGAAUGCUCCGCCGCGGCUUGGUGCUUGAUCUUAGCACCGCCUUGGGACUUGGAGUUAGCUGUGGCUACUUCUGGUGGUACGGCUAUCACCUCCCACGCGUCCGUUCUCGUGACAACUUCUACUCCCGACUUGAAGCCCAGCGUGCCGAGGAGCUCUCUUCUUAA